AUGCUGCUCAGAGUUUCUCACCGCUUUUCGAUCCUCCAUCCACCUCCCAAAUUCUCCUUCUCUUCAUCCGCCGUCACGAAGCUCGCCUCUCUCGUCCACAGCAAGGGGUUUCAGCGUCUCCCUCGAGCAAGGCUGCCCAGACCCAUGACGGCCCAGGCCUCCGCCCGGCUCGGUAGAUUCGCCGCCUUCAUUGCUUCCGGCGUCGAGAAUGACAGCAGUGGUCCUAACGGUUCCCUCGCGUCCUCCCCCUCUGCCGAUGAAGAAGAAGGUCCGCCCUGUUGCAAAUUCUCGCUGAGAGUGGAUUCGAUCUUCUUCUGGGCUGCAAUUGGGUGCUACUUCCGGAGAGUGGAAAACCCGUUACACUGUUUUUUGUAGCAUUUCUUCUCAUUUUGAGAUUUUUCAGGUUCCUGUUCCUCUAUAUUAAAGAACUUCGACGUCACCAUGAUGACGAAGAGUAUCUGAAAUUCUGCUUUUUAUUGCUCGCAGUCGACCUCUUGCUUGUUUCGCCGGGGUUCCUUGCGAGAGGGGCUUUGUGAUUCGUGCAUUGAAUCCUGAAGGGGAUAAUCCGGUUUUUCUAUUUUUUCAAUUAAUUUUCUGCCGAUGAUACAGAUAUAUCACCAUCGGCAGGCGGGUACCGCGUUCCGCCCAAGGAAAUCAGAGACAUUGUCGAUGCACCGCCGCUUCCUGCUCUAUCAUUUUCUCCUCAGAGGGAUAAAAUUCUAUUCCUGAAGCGUAGAGCUAUGCCUCCGUUAUCUGAUCUCGCUAGACCCGAGGAAAAGCUUGCUGGCUUAAGAAUAGAUGGAAGCUGUCACACGCGGAGUCGCAUGUAAUCUGCCUAAUGAUCUUUGCACCCCUAUAUUUAUCAAAAUUUGCUGUGAUUUUUGGGUUUGAAUGCUCCAGCGGCGUCACAAUAUGUUGUUGACUUCAACCAUUUUCAUCAGGUCAUUCUACACCGGCAUAAUAAUUCACUCACUGGAGGAAGAUGGUUCAUUAGGUCCUGAGAAGGAAGUGCAUGGAUUUCCUGAAGGCUCCAAAAUAAACUUUGUUAGCUGGUAAUCUCUUGACCCACACAAUUUUAUCAGCAAUGCACGAAAGGCCCUACGCUCAACAGUAGCCAAACAUCGUAUUGAAGAAUCUGAUUGUUGAAUGAUGAGGUCAUUUAAAUCCACAGUAAGGGAGAUGACUAAGGAUGCUAAUGGAAUUUUUUGUUUCCCAUAGAUCCUGGUGAUUCCUAUUUUUUGCACAAAAUGAUGAAUUUAUUUUCUAGGGUAGUAAGUUCCAAGUCCUCAUGAAUCGCAUUAGUAUGUUUGCUUAUUCUAUAUCAGGACACUAACCCUCUUAUUUUGAAAAAAAUAAAUUUCAUGAAGGUCAUGCGAUGGUCAGCAUUUGUCUUUCAGCAUUCGAUCUGAUGAGGUAAUCACUGGUCUGCUCAAUGAUGAGGAUUUUCCAACAGCUUAUUUUUAUUUUUUUCGUAAUAUCUCUUUAAUUACCAGGAAGGCAAUGACAGCAGCAAGCUGAAACUCUGGGUUGCUGAUGCUCAAACAGGGAAGGCUAGGCCAUUGUUUCCUUCGCCAGAUGUAUAUUUAAAUACUAUUUUUGACAAGUAAGCCCUUUCCAUGCUUUUCCUCAUGCCAUCUUGCAAUUCCUCAUAUCUUUUUUCAUGCGGUACUCCUUUGCUUGUUCUUUGCAGUUAUGUCUGGGUUGACAAUUCUACGCUGUUGGUGUGCACAAUCCCUAAUUCUCUUGGGGAACCACCCAAGAAGCCAUUGGUUCCAUCUGGUCCAAAGGUCCAAUCCAACGAGGCGCAGAAUGUCAUACAAGUCAGAACAUUUCAGGAUCUUCUGAAGGAUGACUAUGAUGCAGAUCUGUUUGACUAUUAUGCCACCAGUCAACUAAUCUUGGUCUCCCUCGAUGGUACAGUAAAGCCUAUUGGGCCUCCUGCUGUAUAUACAUCAAUUGACCCAUCUCCUGAUCAGAAAUUUAUUUUGGUUUCUUCACUCCACCGGCCAUAUUCUUACAUUGUCCCAUGCGGAAGGUUCCCAAAGAAGGUUGACUUAUGGACCACUGAUGGAAAAUUUGUCAGAGAAAUCUGUGACCUGCCUCUUGCAGAGGAUAUCCCAAUUGCUUUCAGUAGUGUCCGGAAGGGAAAGCGUUCAAUCAACUGGAGACCAGACAAGCCUUCGACGAUCUACUGGUAAAGAAAUUUUGGUUUUUUAAUGCCUCUUCUUCUUCAUUAUUAAACUGUCUUAUGCAUAACGUAUCUGAAAAUUUUCAAUGUAAUGUCUCAUGUGUUGAAUUUCCCUACAUUCUGACUUCAUUGAAAGCCUUCUUCAUUACGUCACCAACUUAAAUUCACUCAUCAAUUCAAUUCCAUGUAGAACAUCCCACCACUACAAGACCAUGGUAUGCAGGAUAAAUAUUAGACCGAAACUGUGAAGUGUUGCACCCCUUUGAAAUGGGUGGAUGUACAUGACACCUAUGGGCAGUUGCCAAAGCUCGAGGCUUGGGAGUAUCAACUAUCCGUAUGGUGCUGUAUUUGAGGGGUUCCAUCCACAGAUUAGUACCUCGCUUUCUGUUGUACGACAUUUGAAAAAAAAGGGGGGGGGGGCGCGAACAGUAAUUGAGGUUUGUCCUCUGUUGGAUGUUCUUGAACCGCAGUUUUCGGGGCAAGACAUACCAGAAUAUCAGGGCCACAAAGGUCAUCUGACAUAAAAACAGAAUCCUACAUUUGAAAAAUGUUGUUAAUAAUCUUGACUCCGGAUUUUUUGAAUUCGAGGUAGUAUUUGACCCUUUUAAUUUAUUAAUUCUGAAGUUGUAGAUACUGGCAAUAUUUGUCUCUAGACGGCAAUAUUGACAAAAGGAAAGCAUGUGCAAUUUUUAUGAAAACCAGAAAAAACUCAAUUACACAGAGGAGCCAGCUCUGAAGUAUUUCUGCUUAAAUGUUACUUUAAUUUUCUUGUGCGAUAUCACAAGAUGUGCAUGAAAAUCUCACAAUCGAAGUUCAAGCACAUAGGAGGUCUAUUUUCAACCAUGUAAAUUAUUCUGUUAACCAUAAAAGCCAACAUGCACGUGGAAAUAUCACAUAUUUAUUGUUGGAUUCCAAAUUGCUUUAGUUUCCGUGGUUUAUGAGUCAAAACUAUCUUAACCUUUACUAUGCUGGUGUCAACUAGGGUUGAAACACAAGAUGGAGGAGAUGCAAAGAUUGAAGUCUCCCCUCGUGAUAUAAUUUACACAGAGCCUGCUGAGUUAGUAGAUGAUGAGCAGCCAGAGGUUUUACAAAAGCUUGAUCUUCGCUAUGGGUAUGUUUACUAUAUUUACUGCCUUGUUCUUUGGAAUGACCUCGAAUCACCAGAUUCUUCAUCCUGAUUGAGUUCCAAAUGUUCAUGGGUAUCACAGAAUGUUGCAUUUUUUCUUCAUUAGAAUCACCACUGAUUAAAUGAUAUCGACUCUGCAGAGCAGUCUCAAACCAUGAUAUAAUCAGGGUCAUAAACACUUCUAAGCUAUUGAAUAUGCUACUUAUCAGUAAAUUUUGCGGUAUUCGUCGAUCGGCAAUGUAGCAUGUUUAUACAGAGGCCUUUCUCCCUAAAUCUGUCACAGGAUAUUUUGCUUCUCCGUGUUCUUCAUCAAAAUAUCUCAUUAUAUGUGUAGUGUAUCCUAGCUAAUUGUACAUUGAUGAUUCAAAUAUCUUGGUUUAAUAUUUCGACAUAAUUACCUGUCUAUUCUUUCUAUUCUCCUUCUGACCUGCAUAUCAUAUUUUUUGUUAUUUCUUUUCGGAAAUAAAUAUUUUAAACCUUUCUUUUCUUCAGUGGCAUCUGUUGGUGUGACGAAUCCCUGGCUUUGGUGUACGAAUCUUGGUAUAAAACAAGGCGUGUAAAAACAUGGGUUAUAUCCCCUGGAAACAAGGAUCUGGGACCACGGAUACUGUUUGAUAGGUCAUCUGAAGACGUGUACUCUGACCCAGGGUCCCCCAUGCUGAGGAGAACAGCAGAAGGAACCUACGUUAUUGCAAAGAUGAGAAAGGAGGAUGAUGAUGAAACUUAUAUCUUGUUAAAUGGAACUGGUGCCACUCCUCAAGGGAACAUCCCAUUUCUUGACUUAUUUAACUUGUAGGUUCACUAUACCCAGUUUUUAAACUUUGCAAGAACUGUUGAUGCUGCAUGGGCAACUGAGUUUUCUUUUUCUCUUCCAGUAAUACGGGCGCUAAAGAACGAAUAUGGGAGAGUGACAAGGAGAAGUAUUAUGAAUCUGUUGUCGCAUUGAUGUCAGACCAGACAAAUGGCGAUUUACGCCUUGAAGAAUUGAAAGUACUGACAUCGAAGGAAUCUAAGACUGAAAACACUCAGUACCAUCUACAGACGUGGCCUGAAAAGAAGUCAGUCCAGAUAACACAAUUUCCGCAUCCAUAUCCCCAAUUGAAAUCGCUUCAGAAAGAGUUAAUCAAGUACCAAAGAAAGGAUGGCGUUCAACUGACAGCAACUCUUUACUUGCCUCCGAAUUAUGACCCUGAGAGGAAUGGACCUCUUCCGUGCUUAUUCUGGUCCUAUCCUGAAGAAUUUAAGAGCAAGGAUGCAGCUGGUCAAGUUCGUGGUUCCCCUAAUGCGUUUGCUGGGAUCGGUCCAACUUCAGCCCUUCUUUGGCUCGCAAGAGGGUAAUACUAUAUAAUAUUUUGCUUUUACUUUUUUUUCUGGAUGAUUGCUAUGCACUGUAAAUUUCUGUUUUGUUUAGUCAUCAUCAGAAAUUAUUAGUAAUUUUUUGAAGAAAUAUGAUCGGGUAUGACUGAACUAGUGAAGUCCAUUUAAAGAUAUGGCCUCUUUUUUUUUGAAAGUGGACUUUACCGUAACAUCCGUUGCCUGGAGGAUGUGUGGUUGUCUACGCAGUUUUUUUGCACAGUAUGCCCAUCUGACAUGGUUGUUUAUUGUUGUAUUUAGCUCUUCCUAUUUCAUUUUGCCGUAUAAUCUACCUUUCCUUGUCACUUAUCGCACUUUAAGUUUUUCUGUGAAGCUUAUGAGAAAAUGAUAAAACUUAGCACCGACUAUGGGCUGAAUUUAUUUUGAUUGCACGAAUCCUUCUAUUUUUUAUUUAUGAAUUUUUGGUUGACAUAAUGUGUCAUGCAGAUUUGCAAUUUUAUCUGGACCAACAGUACCAAUCAUUGGUGAGGGUGAUGAAGAAGCAAACGACAGGUAUGUAUUAUCUUAUUAAUCCUUGCUUAUUGUUGUUUAGGGUAUAUCUUGAACGUACCUGAGCAGGCUUUAGUUAUUUGAAGCUGUUAUGGAUAUUCCUCAGGAGGGGUAUUCAGGGUUUAUUUUAUGAUAUUUUUUAAUCAUUUCUCAUAUGUUGAACAAUGCCACUUUAAGUAUACUUUGGUUACCAUCAGUUUGGUUGACCAUGCGAAGUUUCAAAUAGGUAUGUAGAACAAUUGGUCUCAAGCGCAGAGGCUGCUGUUGAGGAAGUCGUACGUAGAGGGGUAAGCCGCCUCCAUUUCUUCCCUGAAGGUUAACGAUUCUUCUAUUAUUCAUAUUCGUUAUUAUGCAUGCUGCCUUGAUCAUCAGGUUGCUCAUCCGAAUAAGAUUGCUGUUGGAGGUCAUUCUUACGGAGCAUUCACGACAGCCAACCUCCUCGCACAUGCUCCACAUCUCUUCUCUUGUGGGGUUGCUCGGUCUGGGGCUUAUAACAGAACACUUACUCCUUUUGGUUUUCAGGUAGAGGGAUUAAUGCAGCUUUGUAGGAUAGCGCUUGAUGGCUUGUUGGCUGAGAUGUUGCUAUUGCUUCUCUUUAUUUUGGCUGAAAAUGCUCAAGCCGAUUUCCUGAUCAAUCGCUUUUGACACUGUUUCAUGGAUGGCGGUAGAAUGAGGACAGAACGCUUUGGGAAGCGACAAAUACUUACGCUGAGAUGAGUCCGUUCAUGUCAGCAAACAAAAUAAAGAAGCCCCUCCUGCUUAUCCAUGGAGAGGAAGACAACAAUUCGGGGACACUAACAAUGCAGGUGAAAAACCUUGCGAUGUAUUUGCCUUUGACUUUUUGUAAUUUCUAUUUUGACUUUCUUAGUUUAUAUCUCUUAUUCUUGGACGUUUUGAAUUGUACUGAUCAUACUUGUUAAUCGUUUGAGAACGUUUAAUUUAAGAAUUAUAAUUUGGAUCUGAAGACAAUGAGUUAAUUCUCGUAGUGGACCCUGGAAAAUGAAUUCAUAUUUGUAUUUAACAUUUAAAUUUGGAUUCUUUUUCGAAAAUGUAACCUACUAAUAUUUAUUUCUUCCUUUCUCGUCAGAAGCAUUUGCAGUAAAAGACCUUUCUUUCAUUGUUUCUAUCCAUUGAACCUAGCAGUUGCACCGAAAAGAUAUGGACUUGAUUUUGAUGGUUAAAAACGGUAGAAUGUUUAGAAAAACAUGAAGUAGGUUGAUUUAUUAAUUCAUUAACCAUCGCCCUUCAGAAAAUGCGUAAGAAGAUGACAGCAAUAGCCAUGGUCUAUUUCCAAAAGAUGCAGUAAAUCUCUGGGUCGUGGCUGUGUUUCCUUAGACUACAGGUUUCACCUUGAGGUUGUUCCUUACGUUCCUUUAUUCGUUUUUUUGUCGCCAUGCAGUCAGAAAGGUUCUUCAGUGCGCUCAAGGGCCAUGGCGCACUCUGCCGUCUGGUAGUUCUUCCGUUUGAAUCCCAUGGUUAUUCUGCAAGAGAGAGCAUUCUGCACGUUCUGUGGGAGACUGACAGGUGGCUGCAGAAAUACUGUGUAAACAGCAGCGAUAAGCCUGGAGAUCCCAAUGCCCUUAAAUCGGAUGAAACCGGGAUCACGUCAGGUGAGGGUGAAAGUAAGGUCCUUUCAGUCUCAGGAGGCGGUGGUAAGGAAGGCCUUGAGCAAGAGAGUCCCCAUUCGACCUGGAGAUCGUCGUUGUGA
Messenger RNA from Spirodela intermedia, 6885 nucleotides. The record is from the annotation of a GenBank genome assembly. NCBI's taxonomy places the organism in Eukaryota, Viridiplantae, Streptophyta, Magnoliopsida, Alismatales, Araceae.